AUGGAUGCAAUUACAUUCAAUGAGCGAUGCCUGGAAGAUGACUACUACUACACAUUAGGUUGCGAUGAUUCCUCCAGUGUUGACCAAAUAUUAACCGAAUACAAACACAGAGUAUUACGUUGUCAUCCUGAUAAGAAUCCAUAUGACAAGUCCACUACUCAGUUUCAAAAACUUCAGGAAGCUAAGGAGGUGCUCUGUGACCCAGAAAAGCGAAAUGAUUAUGACAGAUGGAAAACAAGUGGAAUAACAAUUUCACACAAGCAA
Messenger RNA from Daphnia carinata, 264 nucleotides. Its product is annotated as J domain-containing protein-like. Gene Ontology annotation, cellular component: cytoplasm. The transcript is spliced from 3 exons. The record is from RefSeq and is a predicted model, not a curated record. NCBI's taxonomy places the organism in Eukaryota, Metazoa, Arthropoda, Branchiopoda, Diplostraca, Daphniidae. The annotation marks the transcript as partial.